Molecule: messenger RNA, 1349 nt
Organism: Molossus molossus (Pallas's mastiff bat)
Lineage: Eukaryota; Metazoa; Chordata; Mammalia; Chiroptera; Molossidae
Gene: CHST1
Product: carbohydrate sulfotransferase 1
Exons: 2
Coding region: 102-1337 (411 amino acids)
Biological process (GO): N-acetylglucosamine metabolic process; keratan sulfate proteoglycan metabolic process; carbohydrate metabolic process
Cellular component (GO): Golgi membrane
Molecular function (GO): keratan sulfotransferase activity; N-acetylglucosamine 6-O-sulfotransferase activity
Source: RefSeq, a predicted model, not a curated record
GGGUGCUACACAGGAGACUUGGCAGCUGUGGACUCCCCAGCUCGGAGCAGCCCUCUUUGACCUCGAAAGGUAGAGAAACAGCCCCAUGAAGGUGCCCAGCCAUGCAAUGUUCCUGGAAGGCCGUCCUCCUCCUUGCCCUGGCCUCCAUCGCCAUCCAGUACACGGCCAUCCGCACCUUCACUGCCAAGUCCUUCCACACCUGCCCGGGGCUGGCCGAGGCGGGGCUGGCCGAGCGCCUGUGCGAAGAGGGCCCCACCUUCACCUACAACCUGUCCCGCAAGACCCACGUCCUCAUCCUGGCCACCACGCGCAGCGGCUCCUCCUUCGUGGGCCAGCUCUUCAACCAGCACCUGGACGUCUUCUACCUGUUCGAGCCGCUCUACCACGUCCAGAACACGCUCAUCCCCCGCUUCACCCAGGGCAAGAGCCCCGCGGAUCGGCGGGUCAUGCUGGGCGCCAGCCGGGACCUGCUGAGGAGCCUCUACGACUGUGACCUCCACUUCCUGGAGAACUACAUCAAGCCGCCGCCCGUCAACCACACCACGGACAGGAUCUUCCGGCGCGGGGCCAGCCGGGUGCUGUGCUCCCGGCCUGUGUGCGACCCGCCCGGCUCCGCCGACCCGGUGCUGGAGGAGGGGGACUGCGUGCGCAAGUGCGGCCUGCUGAACUUGACCGUGGCCGCCGAGGCCUGCCGCGAGCGCAGCCACGUGGCCAUCAAGACGGUGCGGGUGCCCGAGGUCAACGACCUGCGGGCCCUGGUGGAGGACCCCCGGCUAAACCUCAAGGUCAUCCAGCUGGUCCGAGACCCGCGGGGCAUCCUGGCUUCGCGCAGCGAGACCUUCCGCGACACCUACCGGCUCUGGCGGCUCUGGUACGGCACCGGGAGGAAACCCUACAACCUGGACGUGACGCAGCUGACCACGGUGUGCGAGGACUUCUCCAACUCCGUGUCCACCGGCCUCAUGCGGCCGCCGUGGCUCAAAGGCAAGUACAUGCUGGUGCGCUACGAGGACCUGGCCAGGAACCCCAUGAAGAAGACCGAGGAGAUCUACGGGUUCUUGGGCAUCCCCCUGGAUGGCCACGUGGCCCGCUGGAUCCAGAACAACACGCAGGGCGACCCGACCUUGGGCAAGCACAAAUACGGCACCGUGCGCAACUCGGCCGCCACCGCCGAGAAGUGGCGCUUCCGUCUCUCCUAUGACAUUGUGGCCUUUGCCCAGAACGCCUGUCAGAGGGUGCUGGCGCAGCUGGGCUACAAGGUGGCCACCUCGGAGGAGGAGCUCAAGAACCCCUCCAUCAGUCUGGUGGAGGAGCGGGACUUCCGCCCUUUCUUGUGACAGGGGCUCUGU